AUGGCUAUGCAAAUAGGAGAUGAAUUUAACUCUUUUGAGCAAUUUCAACAAGCAUUAAUUGCUUACAAAAAUGCAAAAUUUAUGGAUUUUGCCAUUAGUGACUGCAGAACGCUGACUGCAGCAAAAAAAACUUGUCCAAAAAGAAUGAAAACUGUGUUUGAAGCCUUCCCAGAAAUUGUGUUUGCUGAUGCUACAUAUAAACUAUUAGAUAGUAGGAUUCCAGUUUUUGUCCUUUUGGUAGAGGAUGGGAACGGACAAAGCGAAAUCGCUUCAAUAGGGUUAUUAGUCAACGAACUGCAUGAAACAUUAAAAUGGUUUUUUCAAACAUUUCAAAAGAAUAAUCCAGCUAGCAUUAAUACUAAUGUGUUCAUGACAGAUAAAGACAUGAAUGAAAGAAAAGUAAUAAAUGACAUUUUUCCAGAUGCAAAGCUUUUGAUUUGUUUAUUUCACGCACUCCGUACUUUCCAUCGAGAAAUCACAUGUGAUAAAUUGGGCAUUACGCCUCAAGAAAGGGACCAAUCAAAGGUUUUAUUUGAAAAACUAUGCUAUUCUGAUAACGAAGAAGAGUAUCAAAAGUUGUACGAUACUCUUAGAUCAUUUGCACCAUCACAGGUUAUGGAUUACUUCUUAUGGAAACUGAAUUAUUAUUUUUUAGAUUUUAGAUAG
Macrosiphum euphorbiae (potato aphid) is the source of this 666-nucleotide messenger RNA. Lineage: Eukaryota; Metazoa; Arthropoda; Insecta; Hemiptera; Aphididae. The record is from the annotation of a GenBank genome assembly.